Molecule: messenger RNA, 3870 nt
Organism: Cuculus canorus (common cuckoo)
Lineage: Eukaryota; Metazoa; Chordata; Aves; Cuculiformes; Cuculidae
Gene: SUCNR1
Product: succinate receptor 1
Exons: 2
Coding region: 870-1931 (353 amino acids)
Biological process (GO): G protein-coupled receptor signaling pathway
Cellular component (GO): plasma membrane
Molecular function (GO): G protein-coupled receptor activity
Source: RefSeq, a predicted model, not a curated record
UAAUAUAAUUAAAAUGUGUUGGUUUAAUUGGUUUGCUAAAUACAGAAUGGCACUGAGCUGCUGCAUCUGUUGUGUUGGUCCCGGAACAGGAAAGACUGCUCUGUGGUGGAAGAAGAUGGGAUGUCAGCAGGACUCAAGCCGCCAGCGCUGCCCUCUUGCAGUCUCUGGGGAUCUCAAAAUCAUAGAAUAGUUUGGGUUGAAAGGGAUCUUAAAGCCCAUCCAGUGCCACCCCUGCCAUGGGCAGGGACACCUCCCACUGGCUCAGGCUGCCCAAGGCCCAUCCAACCUGGCCUGGAACCCCUCCAGGGAUGGGGCAGCCACAGCUUCUCUGGGCACCCUGGGCCAGGGCCUCACCAUCCUCAUGGUGAAGAAAUUCUUCCUAAUGUCCAGUCUAAAUCUGUCCUUCUCUAGUUUAUACCCGCUCCCCCUCAUCCUCGUGGGAUAAAUAGCAGUGCCCUCUCCCUCCUCGUGCCUCAGAGGAGCACCACUGGGCCCUGCAGUGGCGGCUGUGGCAGCUCACACGGUGUCGGCGUUGCUCAGCACUGCCCGGGCAGGGCGGGAAUUGGGCACCUUUGGCUGCAGCCCCACAGCUCACGGCGAGAUCCUAUGUGUCACCCAAUCCGGGCAUCUUGUGGCGAGCCUUCCUCAGAGCCCUGGGGUCGGCAGGUGCUCUCGGCUGGCCGCUGGCUUCCCGCACCCUCCUGUUCUCCCAGGGCAGCUCCCAAAGAGGUCUCUGCAAAGGGGAAGUGUUUGUUUUCCUCCUUGGCCGGGCACGCAUUUUGCGGUACCUUCCUCCUACGGAAGCUCCCUAUGCCCUGCUCAGCCAAACAAAUUGCUCCUUUGCCUUGACUCAUUAAUGAUUGAAUCAUAUGCAAACUAGGUUAAACGCCACAUCGUGCUGCGCUCCAGGGAUCGCAGCGUUCUCACCAAGGCAUGGUCCAGGAGUGCCGACGGAGAGGCAGCGCCCAGCCCUGGCCAUGGCUGUGAAUGAGACGGACGGAUGUUUGCUGACAAACCGAGUCCUAGAGAAGUAUUAUCUUUCCACCAUGUACAGCCUUGAGUUCAUUUUAGGCUUCACUGGAAACACCAUUGUUGUCUUCGGCUAUAUUUUCUGCCUGAAAAACUGGAAAAGUGGCAACAUCUACCUGUUCAAUUUAUCAUUAUCAGAUUUAUUAUUUCUGUGUACCCUUCCGAUCCUUGUGAACAGCUACUCUAGAGAUCUGUGGGCAAAGGAGAGCAUCUUGUGCCACAGCAACAGAUUCCUGCUGCACGCAAACCUCUACAGCAGCAUCCUUUUCCUCACCGUUAUCAGUAUUGACCGAUACAUGCUCAUAAAAUAUCCUUUCAGAGAACAUUUCCUUCAGAAGAGGAAAGCGGCCGUUAUUGUGUCGGUUGUCAUAUGGAUUGGGGUGAUUGUGGAACUGCUGCCGUUGAUGUCUUUCCUGGAGCCAAUAACACCUGCCAAUAAUUACAAGUGUCUUGAUUAUGCAAGCUCCGGAGACCCAAAGAAGAACAUAAUCUAUAGUAUGUUUUUGACUGUCUUUGGAUUCCUUAUCCCUCUCCUGAUCAUGUGCUGCUUCUACGUGAAGAUGGUCCUUUUUCUUAAAAGCAGGAGAGAGCAAGUCAGUUCGCUCCUGACCCUUGAAAAACCCCUUACUUUAGUCAUCCUCGCAGUCGUUAUCUUCUCGUUGCUCUUUACUCCCUACCACAUAAUGCGUAAUGUCCGAAUUGCUUCCCGAAUACCAGCCUUGAAUGUAUCUGUGUGCACACAGGGCAUCAUCAACACCAUUUACAUCAUCACGAGACCCAUUGCUUUUUUGAAUAGUGCCAUUAAUCCAGUUUUUUAUUUCUUAAUGGGUGACCACUUCAGAGAGAUGCUGAUGGCAAAAAUAAGGCAGCUCUUGAGCAGGUUGACAACCACUGGCAAAUGAACUGAUAAGGAGACCUUUUAUAAUGGGAAAAGGGAAGGAAACCAAUGUACAGUGCCACUUUUUGUAGAUAAUUUUAUUUAUGCUAUCGAACACGUAUGAGCUGAUUGUGUUCCUCUAGAUGCGCUUGUUCCCUUGUUGUACAGGAGACCUCUUCUGCUAAUCUGACUCCAGCAAACCUGAAUUGAUGUUCUUUCAGCUGUACAGCAUGAAACCACGCUCUCAGAACAGGAUACGCUAUGGCCUAUUAAUACUGUUAAUAAAAUAUCAUCGUGGUAGUUCCUAGAGGGAAAAUAUGCUGCUCUCAGAUGGCCGUUUUGUGAGGUUGCUACUGAUCUGGACCAAGGCUUUGAUAAAAAUGCCUCAAGCGCACUAAUUUGCACAGUCAACACAGUGAGGGGAUCAACGCUGAGUAUUUAUAUUAGCGCUUGCAAACUCUGCAUCUCCUCAGAUGUUUGUCACAGUUAUUUAUUCUGAAAGAUAAUUUCCAUUUCCAGCUGAUUUGGUGAGGGUUGGCCUCUCGGAUGUGGCAAAAAAAAUGAGGGAAUGCAAAUGGCUGGGUAAAAUGCUUUGUCAGCUUUGCGGAAGGGAGGCAGCAGUUCGGUUGCUGUUGGUUUUUGUAAGGAGUGUGAGGAGUGCAGAAAGCUGUAGCCUUUGGCUGUUGAUCUUACAAGCAUUUCAUGGAAGCACUGAGACAGCAAAGACGUCUGUGUUCAGAUAGGUUCUGUCACUCUGAUAUUAAAGUUGGAUUCAGCUACCAGAAAUAAAAAUAAGAAAAUCUGUCAUUUUAGUUCUUAGCAGAGAUUUGCCUUUGUACAUCACUGGGACAGCUGUGCAAGCUCAUACUGUUUGGUUUUGGGGUUUUUUUUGCAGUCCCUUUUCAAAGUGUAGAUUUACUUAACUUUAAUGUAGUUAUCUAUAAGCGUGGGCAGAGUGUAUAGCUUGAAGCAGAAUUUGGCCCAUGAUAAAGAAGAUAAAACUUCAUUAACAGUCCUGUUAAUGAAACUGGAGCUAACAAGGAGCCAGUUCUGAGUUACAUCCCCUGCAGAGUUGUUGUAGUGGCAGAACUUACUCUCCAGUUAACUGACCUGACCUCAACGAUAAAGGGUGAAGACAUCAAUGUAAUGAUAAUCUUGUACACGUUUGGGCUCAGGAAGGAGCUGCUGAGAGCACUGGGUGCAGCGGGCAGAGCGUGGGCAGGGUGCAGGCACCCCCUCCUCUGCCGGGGUUCCACCAGGGGAUGGAAGAGCUCACAGUGAAGCGUGAGACCAGCGCUGCCCAUGGGUUCCCCAAGGCGUGGAGAAAGGACUGGUGGCUGAGGCUCGUCAGAGAUGACUUCAGUUCUGCUUUCUCUCAUGUCAUUCAUCUGUAAUACGUUAACUGCUUCCUUGAUACCUCGCUGCCUGGUAAUAAACUGUGCAUCCUAUUUAAAAUAUAAAAAGCCUCCAUCGGGUUGAGUCUUUUUGGUUUGUAUGCUAUUCCCUGUAAUGUCCAAGAAGCUACAACAUCUGCCUUUUUCCUGUUACCGGGAAAACCCUUAAAAGCAAUCUUUUGACUCAAUUUUAGGGAUAAAGCAGCGGCUUUCCUCUGUGAGUCUCUCACAUAAAUACCCACGGCAGCAUUCCCCGGGGGCAGCCGGUGGCCCUGACACGAGCUGGGUUCUACCUUUCAACACUCACAGGGAUCCCCUGAGCUCAGAGUGCUGCUACAGCAGAUCCUGGCGAUGCCGGGGAAAGGAUUUUUCUGACUCCUGUGCUGCUCCCAGAGAAGUUUGCUGUGGCACAGCAUGAUUCUUGGGGCUGGAACCAGGAUGGGGAGUCCAGGAAGGGCUAAACAGGGGUUUCACUGGAAAUAAACAGGCGUAAAUCCUUAUUUUCCUCUCUCUAUUUGCUUUGUAACAAAUCUUUGUUCAUAAAUUGCUAAAUCACUCUGUCAGUGGUGG